This is a messenger RNA of Panthera uncia (snow leopard), 455 nucleotides long. RefSeq names its product dysbindin domain containing 1 (gene DBNDD1). Lineage: Eukaryota; Metazoa; Chordata; Mammalia; Carnivora; Felidae. Bases 12 to 455 code for a protein of 147 amino acids. The record is from RefSeq and is a predicted model, not a curated record. Gene Ontology annotation, biological process: negative regulation of protein kinase activity. Gene Ontology annotation, cellular component: cytoplasm. The transcript is spliced from 3 exons.
UUGUUGCAGAAAUGGUUAAGGAGAAUGAGGUGCCACAGGCAGCCCUGGGCACCCUGGCCCACGGGACAGGAGACAGCUGCCACUCGCCCACGGCCGAGGAGGAGGUGGGCAUCCCGAUACCAGCACCGGGGCUCCUGCAGGUCACAGAGAGGCGGCAGCCCCUGAGCAGCGUCUCCUCCCUGGAGGUGCACUUUGACCUCCUGGAUCUCACUGAGCUGACAGACAUGUCCGACCAGGAGCUGGCUGAGGUCUUUGCUGACUCGGACGACGAGAGCCUGGCCAGCGAGUCGCCAGCAGGCCUGCACCCACUACCCCGGUCUGGCUGUCUGCGCUCCCCCUCCUGGACGCGAACCAGGGCCGAGCAGAACCGAGAAAAGCAGCCACUUGGUGACCAGGAGCGCCAACCAGCAAUUGUGGACACAUUUCUCACCGUGGAGAGACCCAAGGAGGACUAG